ACUCCCUCUUCGUUCCUCUCGCUGACGUCAUUUUUCCUGUUUUUUGUAUUGCUCUUUUUCACCACUGCCGACAACAGUCAAGCCUGCAUCUGUCAAUUCGACGAUCGAAAAGCACCAUGAGCAAAGGUGAGAGCACAACUGGAGCGCCAGAAUCAGACGACGGAGAGCAAGUAGUCAAGUUAUUAUCUCCCCAACGCAUUCAUCGCCGCAAACCCAGAAUGUCAUCGUUCUUGCCGCAAGCUGUCCGUGCCGACGAGGACCAACCGGAAUCCGAGGACUUGUACCAUGAUGACGAUGGCGAUGGCGAUGAUAGAGACGACGAGGACGAUGAUGAGCAAGAAAUGGCCGACCUGACGAGCACUGCCAGCAUGACACCUCCGACAUCUCCUCCUCUAUUGAAUACCAACAGCAAUACCUACACGGCACCCCUCAAAAGUCCGGCUCCAACAACCACAGCAAAACGCUUUACUCCUCAUUACACGGUCACCAUGGUACUGGAAUCGAUUUCGCAACGCAUCAUGCGGUCGCCGCAUCAGUACGAUCCGCAAGAAGCCGCCACGUGGAUUGGCUUUUGGGCCCUCUUUUUGGUCACGUGCAGCAAUUACGUGCUCAUGCCGAUGCGCGAUGCCAUUGCGCUGGCGGUCGGUGUGGAACACAUUCCCAAAUUGACAUUGGCAUCGACAGUACUGGCACUCUUUAGUAGUGUCCCCAUUGGAUGGUUGUUUGAAGCACCCGAUCCGCAACGUCGUCGAUUGUGGAAACGCAUUGGAUUGACACGCGGUGAAACACAGGGCACUUCGCUGGCACUCUUUUAUCGAUUCUUUGCCAUGGCAUUGUGGAGUUAUGCCAUUGGAUUCAAGGGAAUUGAGUUUCUAGUGUUGGUCAACAACAAUCAUGCCGCUGCUGCUGAUAAUGACGAAAAUAGUAGUCAAUGGGGAAUGGUGGUCGUCAUCAAACUCUUCUUGCAACAUUUGGGACAAGCCAUGUACAUUGCCUUCUUUUUGGUAGUCCAUUUGAUGAAAUUGCAUUCUCUCAGUCUCGUCUGGGGCGUCACCACGGAAGCCAUGGAAUACGAAGAAACAUCCCGAAAACGACGGAUACAACAGCAACAACGACAAGAGCAACACACCAAUGGCGUACACCACCAUGACGACAAAUCCAACAACAACAAUAAGGCACCCACUAGCAAGGGCCGACUGCAACGGUUGGCGUUUGUGGGAUUUGGAGGUACUGUAGGUGGUAUUCUGGGGAGUGCUAUUGCUUCCAGUUUGGCGCGUGUCUUUCGACUCUCGGGAUUGCUGGUCUUCUCCGCACUCAUGCUGGAAGCGGCGGCACAAUUGGCCAUUGAAUUGGGAAGAAUCAUGCAUCAACAUUGGACCGAACAACAAUUGUGGUCGCCUUCCGAAGAGGAUUUGGCAAAUGCGUCUGCCAAUGCAGAUGUCGAUCCCAGUAUGAAACGAUCGGCAUCCUUGGGCAGUAUGAAACGCAUUAGUUCGGGAAACUCACUCAGUCGCGUCAAAUCCAUGUCGGAACUCAAACACAAAAACAAUAAUACUAAUUUGCAACAACUCGCCGCACAACAGCAACAACAACAGGAGCAGUUGCAACAACAACAAGAACAAUCUGCCGCCGAAGAUUCCUUUUCUCAGCGACUGUUCCGGGGCAUUCGAACCAUUUUACAAUCCCGAUUACUCAUGGCCAUUUUCACCUACAAUGCGCUCUUUGCAUCCACCAAUGUCUUGCUCAGCUUUCAACGAGCCGAAUUGGUCGCCAAUCGCAGCAAUGAAACAACCGCCGAAGCCGAUACCGCUUUUUUGGCCAAUAUCAACAUGGCCAGUUCCGUGGCGACAUUUGCGUUGCAGGCAUCGGGAUUGGGCGCAUUUGUCGCACACAUGUGCGGAUCACGAGGCACAUUGGCACUCAUGCCCAUGGUACGGUUAAUGGGAGUCAUGACGCUGGCAUACUGGCAUCAGACGAGUAACGGGGAACCUCCCAAUCUAUUGCUAUUCUUGCUCUUGGACGAAUGCUGUCGGGUCAUGAACAUGGCCGUUGCCAAGCCCGUACGAGAAUCGCUCUGGCGAGGACUCUCCAAUGAAGCGCGUUACGAAGCCAAACCCAUUGUCGAUACGUUGGCCAAUCGAUGGGGUGGAGGAUCGGCGGCCUUUUUGGUGUCGUCCAUCAACCGAUUGUUGGAUCUAUUUGGAGUUCCAGAGGCCAACAAUGGGGAAGCUCGGGUUGUGAUGGGAUUCCCUCCGGUCCUCUUUCUGUGCAUGAUUGUAGCGGUCUGGUGGACCGGUGUCAGCGCUGAUCUAGGACAGAUUCGAAGACGGAUUGAUAUGGAAUUGAAAAAGAUGCAAUAGUGACACGAGAAUUAUUGAAAAGCAAAAGCGCACAGCGCAACAACAGCAGGAGCAAUGACGAACCGACGAGCUAUGGACCUUCAGAGGUGGCAUUGAUAUUAAAUUGGCCGCCUCGAGUGGAUGCCCGGAGUUUGAAGCAAAUCAAAACGUAGUAAAUAGAUGUUUCACAAGACCAAGGGUACAAGACAAGAACAAAUACUGUACCGGUACAUCAGGAACGACAAUCAUCACACCACAUGAUCACCACGCACAAGUUCACAACACACAGACAUAGAUUUCGCUACAUAGUAAUCCAAAUAGACGCCAUGAUGAGAAAGCUGCUACCGUAUGCUGUUGGGUUACUUGGAUGUAGUCUGAUACUUGGGAUGUAGUCUGUUAAUAGUUGUAACUAGAAUUUAAGUCAAGUCUAGCUAGCGGGAGGGAGUCAGACCCAACUACAUUGUCAUUUAUUUAUAUAGUUUACUCGGAAGCCAUUUCCAUUUGGUGUCGAGCCUUGACAAAGACACCCACCAGAGCUGCCGUUUGAAUCUUUUCGCUGGUUCCAAAGGCAAGACGAUGUUCAAUGUCACUCAUUCCAUCCAACAUGGUCGCCAGAGCAGGCCCCGGCAAAUCGAGAGCCGUGAUUUCAAAUGUGAGUUCCUGCAAAAUGUCCACGAGGGCGUACCCUUUUGUUCCACACAGCUUGAGGAUAUCUGUCACGGCCGUUUGCAUGGAUUGAUUCAGGAGCAGAUCUAGAAUGAUGGUAACGUCCGUAGGCAGCGGUGCCCCCGACGUUUGAUAGACCGUGGUUCCAUUGAUUUCGUCCGACGACAUGGAUGUGGCCUGUAGUAGAUUGAGUACCCGACGCAUAUCUCCCCCCGAGAGUCGUAAAAUGGCAUCCAUUCCGUCGGGUGUUGUGUUACAGUGUUCCUUUUGGGCAAUUUCCGUGAGACGUCCUUCAAUUUGGUCUCGUGCCAAGGGUGCAAAUCGGAAUCGAGUACAUCGACUUUGCAAGGCGGGAAUGAUUUUGGAAACGUAGUUGCAAAUCAAGCAAAACCGGGCAUUGCUGGUGUAUUUUUCAAUAAUGCGACGGAGUGCAAAUUGGGCGUCGUUGGUCAUGGCAUCGCAUUCAUCUAGAAUAAUCAAUUUGAUCCCCUUGCUAAAGAGUUGCUU
This is a messenger RNA of Seminavis robusta, 3512 nucleotides long. NCBI's taxonomy places the organism in Eukaryota, Bacillariophyta, Bacillariophyceae, Naviculales, Naviculaceae. The record is from the annotation of a GenBank genome assembly.